This is a messenger RNA of Amoebophrya sp. A25, 2623 nucleotides long. The record is from the annotation of a GenBank genome assembly. NCBI's taxonomy places the organism in Eukaryota, Dinophyceae, Syndiniales, Amoebophryaceae.
UAGGCACACUUGCAGCUACAAACGCGAAAUUCGAAGCUAUACCGUCUUUCGCCGGUGGCAUACCUAGCAGUGGCACGGCAGAAACCGCUGCUCCGACACUUGCUUCGACAUCAAAGGCAGCUCCGAAGCUUUUUCAAGACCCUCCUAAAAGCAAAUUUGCACCUCUUGUUAUGGAAGUUGCUCUUGCGGCUAAAACGAAUCAUGCCGGGGAAGGGUAUGAUGAGGCAGAAGGCUAUAACUACGACGACAUUGGAUAUUACGAUGCCGGCGGUUACGACGACGGUGGAUACGAUGACGGCGGAUACGAUCGGUAUGAGUAUGACGAGGAAACCUAUGGUGCUGGUGAUUACCACGAUCCUCAAGCGGACGGAGGAGCAAGGCGACUUCAGAAAAUAGUAGUUACCCAAGCUGCUAAGAAGAAUACUCCCAAAAGCAACGACGCGUCUCCCAGUCGUUCGUCUCCCAGUAGGUCUCGUGCUGACAACAAGGACGCGAGCAAGAAGUUCAGCGCUGGACGCAUGCCAGCAAAGGCGGUUGAUCAGGGCAAGGCGAGGGCAGCUCGCGAGGCUGAAGUAGCUGACAAUGCGCGGAUUCCGCUUCGGACAAUGAGGUCAGAGAAGAAGCGAACACGCCCAGGACUGAUAGGUCGCGCUCAAGACUUCGUCGGCGGGCUCAGCGUGCCAGGUACAAAUCUUCUAACAGAUAAUAGCGACAAAAGUGCAGUAGAUGAUAAGAAUCAAACUGGAGCAGGAGCUGCCAAAAGAAAAGCUGCAGGAAAAACAUCAGCCAUAAGCGGAACCGGUACUAGUAGGCGGGAAACGCUAUCUCCAUCGAGAAACGCUGACAACUACAUGGGUGCGGCUGAUGGCGCAGGCGACGCUUUAGCACUCGCAAUGCAGGGCGUGUCUGGUGCAGUCGCUGGUGUACAGGAUGUUGCAGCACGGACCUUGGCGGGUCAGCCGGUGAAAUCUCAGGACGAAAUGCUUCAUGAACUAGAGCGGGAGUUCGGCGGACACUUGGACGAAGAAGAAGAAGAAGAGGUGGAUGAUCCGAACUACGACCCGUAUUGGAGCGGACAGGGCUACGAUGCUGCACAGGACAUGUUGGGCUACAAAGGUGGGAAGAACGGGAUCAAUUACACCUCUAGUGAAAAAAAUAGAGAUGAUCAAACUUAUAGUUCUGCUCCCUAUGCGCAGCAGUUCGGUAGAGGACCAUGUCGUCAACCAAGAGAAGCUGCAGUUGUGGAAUCCAACACAGCUGAGGGCGGCUAUGAAGAUUACAACACCUCCGAAAAUGGAGAGAGAGAAUUUGGAGAUGGAUACUAUAACGACGGUGGGGAGUAUGAGUACCACGAUUACGAGGAAGGCGCUCAAGAUGACGCCGAACGUGAGUACGACGAUUAUGAUGCUGAGGGCGGCGAUAACGAUUUCGUUCCGAAGAUCUCGUUUACGCGCAGACGAGACCAGGCUGAAAUGUUGGGCGGACAGGAAGAGUUCGAACACACCCACGAUGAACACGAGGAAUUGCAUAGCUUGGAGCUUGAGAAAAUCGCACCCAUGAUUCCGGAACACUACGGCGACUUCGAUUUCGAGAACUACGGCUUUUUCCUUGUCGCGCUCGACGUCGGAGUGGGCACGGUAGGCCCAGAUAGAAGGUUAGAGUUACGGAAAGAUUCGGGAUUGAAGAGAUAGCCUCCUGUGAGUGCAGACGAAAGAAGUGCAGCAUUAUCAUACAUGCUAAAGAAGGACGGCAUCAGUCAAUCAUUUACAUCUGGGUCACAACUUAAUAUUAUACAUAAAAAUCGUCCUCCAAAGUGUUAGAUGAAUUUUUCAGACUCAUCCUCCACGUUUUUUUUAGUUCGAAUGACCUAGCGCUAGUGUUCUAAUUUCAGCGAACGAAAACGAUAGGAAAAUCGAAGACUUGGGGUUUCGUGUCGCGCGCUCCCGAAACGCUAAGCCCGGCACCUUGGAGCAUCAGUGUCCUAAAGUGCGCAGUCUCGUGGAACACGGAUGGGGAUACAAUCAUCUACUUGAAAAGGGUGAUCUAAUAGUAUGGAUCGGGCACUUUUUGGCUCGGCAUCUGAGGCAGAGGGAAAUACGGGAAAAACUGGCAAAGGAGCGUCCGCUCCAGAUCAUUUUUGCGAGACGUGUUGCAGCAGUAUGGGAGGCGUGAUUGCUUAUCCUCGAAAAUGAACUCGAGAUUCAAGCAGAAGUUCUUCUUCGUUUUCACAAUUCAUUGGGUGGUAUAAAUAUCGUUAGGUUUUGCGAACUGUUUGUGUUGUGUCUCCGUAUGUUUUUAAACACUAAAUUACCGAUCAGGACGAGACAUUUUUGCAGCGACAAUUUACCGAAUCGAAAUCGAUCUACUAGAUUCUAUUGCUUUUUUCCAGAGCAAAAGUACUGGUCUCGUGUUGUCUUAUUUCCUAGAAAACGCUGAUUUGAUUUCGCUGUCUGAUACAUUUGAUGCGGCUGAUUUUCACAUACAAGGCAUUGGCAAUAAGGCUGAAUUGAGAUUAGGUUUGAAGAGGUGUUGUAGACUGACACAACAAAAGAUGUUGAGCCGUUCAAGGCAGAAGACAUAGCCCUAUGGCAGGCUGAUGUGUGAGACGAGAGAGAGAAAAGAU